UGAUCACGGCUCUCUGAAAGGGGCGCAUGCUCAUAGCAGGUCCACGCUGGAGGUUCCAAUCUUUUGGUUCAUUCAUGGGGAUCCAUUAUUGGUUGAUAAACAUUAUCAGGCCAGAGCACUUUCUGACAUGGUUAUUGUUGUCCAGUCAGAGGCAUCAUCCUGGGAAAGCCAUCUCCAGUGUAAUGGGCAAUCACUUCUAUGGGAUCUAAGAAUGCCCAUAAAAGCUGCAUUGGCUGCUGUUUCUGAACAUAUGGCUGGUUUGCUUCCCCUUCAUCUAGUCUACAGCCAUGCCCAUGAAACUGCAAUUGAGGACUGGAUUUGGUCAGUUGGAUGCAACCCAUUUUCCAUUACUUCUCAAGGCUGGCACAUAUCACAGUUUCAAUCUGAUACUAUUGCUCGGAGUUAUAUCAUCACAACUCUUGAUGAAUCAAUACAAGUGGUGAAUUCAGCCAUUCAUCUACUACUGAUGGAGCGUACAUCGGAAAAAACCUAUAAAUUCUUUCAGUCUCAGGAGCAUGAGCUGGUGAACAAGUAUAAUUAUGUAGUUAGCUUGUGGAGAAGAAUUUCAACUGUUAGUGGAGAGUUGCGGUAUGUGGAUGCCUUGAGACUGCUAUAUACCUUGGAGGACGCAUCAAAACAGUUUGUCAAUCAAGUUAAUGCAACUAUAGCCCUUUUCCACCCAAUUCACUGCACAAAAGAGAGGAAAGUACAUGUGGUGUUUGAUGUAACAACGAUUCCUGCAUUCGUAGUUGUUCUGGGUAUUCUCUUUAUUGUGUUAAAGCCAAGACGAUCAAAGCCUAAGAUUAAUUGAGACUAAUUGAGAUCAUGGUUACAAAGUGUUCGUGUUGGUCAGUGCAUGGCGUUUUGGAGAUAUCUUUGAGGCGAAUGACAUCACAUUUUUAUGCCCAAUAGUUAUAUAGGUUAUACUUGAAUUGACUUUACUUCCGUUCUGUCAGGGCAGCAUAGCUUUAUUGAAAUGAUAGUUGAUGAGAGAGAUAAUAGGAAUUAGAAUGCAGUCACAAUGACCAGGCCAAGGUCACAAGUAUUAUUUUAGGCUUCAUGUAUUGUACUUGUUAACAUGGUUGACCAGAAAUCUUCCCAUGUGUCUGAAGUUUUAUUAGUUCUUGUUCAUCCCUUGUAACCUAGCUUGGCCGGAAGUGCUAGAAAUGCAACAGAUCUAUCUCAUCUCUUCAAUGGACUUGUAAAUUCUUUUUGUUUGCUGACAAUGUAACAAUACUGAAAAUUUUGCUGUGGUACAUUGUAUAAUAGGUCUUUAGCCUCUUCAAUGGCGUUGUUUCCUGUGACAUUUCUUAUUGAAAUGGCUUGCAAUUAAUUUAGAUAAAUGAAAUA
Messenger RNA from Pistacia vera, 1350 nucleotides. RefSeq lists its product as uncharacterized. The record is from RefSeq and is a predicted model, not a curated record. NCBI's taxonomy places the organism in Eukaryota, Viridiplantae, Streptophyta, Magnoliopsida, Sapindales, Anacardiaceae. Bases 128 to 811 code for a protein of 227 amino acids. The transcript has 9 exons.